Messenger RNA from Juglans microcarpa x Juglans regia, 738 nucleotides. Its product is annotated as protein MOTHER of FT and TFL1-like. Lineage: Eukaryota; Viridiplantae; Streptophyta; Magnoliopsida; Fagales; Juglandaceae. The coding region runs from base 86 to 616 and encodes 176 amino acids. The transcript is spliced from 4 exons. The record is from RefSeq and is a predicted model, not a curated record.
UUGUAACCCAAGAGAACCCUGAGAGACCAGACCGGACUACGCCACCACCCUACUCACUUAGUUAGCUAGCACGACAAGAAUUACUAUGGCCCGGUCGAUAGAGCCACUGGUGGUCGGAAAAGUAAUCGGAGACGUGGUCGACAUGUUCACUCCGGCUGCCAAUUUCAUUGUCCAUUACGGCUCCAAACAGGUCGCUAAUGGCUGCGAAAUUAAGCCCUCUGCCGCCGCCGACAUGCCCUCUGUCCAGAUUCUUGCUCCUCGCCCCGUCUCUACCAAUCUCUACACUCUUGUUAUGGUUGAUCCUGAUGCCCCUAGCCCCAGUGAACCAACAAUGAGAGAGUGGCUCCAUUGGAUCGUUGUAGAUAUCCCAGAGGGAUCAGAUGCCACCAAAGGGAAAGAAUUUGUACCGUACAUGGGGCCUCGGCCACCAAUAGGAAUUCAUCGAUACGCAUUUGUGCUGUUUAAGCAAAAAAGUGCGAUGAUGGUGGGCUGUCCACCUCCAAAUGCCCGUGCCAACUUUAGUGCCCGACAGUUUGCCGCUCAAUACGAACUUGGCCUUCCGGUUGCAGCCGUGUAUUUCAAUUCACAGAAGGAACCCGCUUCUAGAAAACGUUGAUCAUUAUUUUGUUUGGUGUUUGAUGUUGUUCUUGAAUUGCAAAAAAAAAGAUAAAAAAUAAAAAAAAACAGGUAGAAUUUAGGUCAUGUUUCUUAAUUUUAUGCUUGGAUUGGUUUGUGCUA